Bolinopsis microptera is the source of this 826-nucleotide messenger RNA. Its product is annotated as homeobox protein BarH-like 1. Gene Ontology annotation, biological process: regulation of DNA-templated transcription. The transcript has 5 exons. Gene Ontology annotation, molecular function: DNA-binding transcription factor activity, RNA polymerase II-specific; DNA binding. NCBI's taxonomy places the organism in Eukaryota, Metazoa, Ctenophora, Tentaculata, Lobata, Bolinopsidae. The record is from RefSeq and is a predicted model, not a curated record. The coding region runs from base 84 to 755 and encodes 223 amino acids.
ACUGAUAGUUUUAUUCACAAUUGUUGAUAAUAGCUUUCAUUUACAUAGGUUUCCGCGCAAUUUCAUUGGUAUCAGAGUUAGUCAUGCAGCUGAAUGUGGAUCUUGACUCAUUAUUGCAGCAGCUUUACACCCAGAGAUCCAGAAUUGAAGCAGAUUCACGUUUGAAACAAACUGAACUGUCACAGGAGUCUCAAUCUAAAUUCCUCGAUUGCUUACAAAGAUCAAGACACUCUGCCAUCUCCAUCAACUCAGGCUCCCUUUAUCUCUCACAACUACAAAGAAGAGAAGUCAACGAUUUACCACUCAGACCAGAGGAACAGCUAAAACGGCCACCUACAAACCUCCAACUGACUGACUCCCAUUUCGCGUCCAACAGUUCUGCGGCAAGGAAGAAGGCCCGUAAACCCCGGACGAUCUUCACAGCACGACAACUCCUAGAACUGGAAAGAAGAUUCGAGAGUCAGAAGUAUCUGACCUCGACUGAAAGAUCAUGCCUGGCUUUUAUACUAGGACUCUCUGACGAGCAGAUAAAAGUAUGGUUUCAAAACCGAAGGUCGAAAUGGAAGAGAGGGCCAGGGAGAACUGAGAGGAAUCCCAACAGCAGCGGGGAGACGAGCACUAUUUCAACAGAACAAACUUCAAACUUGCCAGCGCCACAGUUAAAAAACAUUUCACAGCCACCAAUAAACUCUCUACCCCUGCUUAGCCCUUUUUUACUUCCUUUCUUGAACAUGAGCGAAUCAUAUUACAAGUGAACGUGAAGUGGUUAUUUUAGCAUUGAAUGUUCAAAUGCAGGCUGCUGAGUGUGGAUAUUGGGCGUGUUUUA